AAAAUAAUUUUAAUUCAAGCUCACUUUUUUUGACACUUUUAAUAUACGCACGCCCUCAUCCGGAAGCAAAAACAGCGUUGAGGAAUCGUCUUUCUCUUCUCCUUCCUAAUCUUGCUCUCCGGAUCGAUCGCCCCUUCCACUCUUUCCUUCUCUUGAGCGGGGAACUGCAAAAAGGAUGGCGAAUAGUUCGUUCAAGCUGGUUCAUGACUUUGAGAAGAGACGAGCCGAGGCUGCUAGAAUUAGAGAAAAGUACCCGGAUAGAAUUCCGGUAAUUGUGGAGAAGGCUGAGAGAAGUGAUAUAACAAACAUUGACAAGAAAAAAUAUUUGGUUCCUGCAGACUUGACAGUAGGCCAAUUUGUUUAUGUGAUUCGUAAGAGAAUCAAAUUGAGUGCAGAGAAAGCCAUUUUUAUAUUUGUCGAUAACGUGCUUCCACCAACAGGUUCUGUUAUGUCAAAAAUAUAUGAAGAAAAGAAAGAUGAAGAUGGAUUUCUUUAUGUCACAUACAGUGGAGAGAAUACAUUUGGUAUUCUCACUUCAAACCUUCAUUAAAUAGAUUGCAGUAGAAGUUCAAAAUUUGUUUCUGCUGUUUUCAUGUCUUGCCACAAUUAAUAAGUUGUACAGCUUGAUUUCUGUAAAUAAUUUAAUGGGAUCGCCUGUACUGUUGAACACUAAUUUCCUGAAUAAUCAGAUCUUCUGUCGAUCUUUAUGUUCUUUGUGAUUUCUGUAAAUAGUUUAAUGAGAUCUUCUAAUACU
This is a messenger RNA of Dendrobium catenatum, 754 nucleotides long. RefSeq names its product autophagy-related protein 8f-like. The record is from RefSeq and is a predicted model, not a curated record. The transcript is spliced from 6 exons. The coding region runs from base 176 to 550 and encodes 124 amino acids. Gene Ontology annotation, biological process: cellular response to nitrogen starvation. NCBI's taxonomy places the organism in Eukaryota, Viridiplantae, Streptophyta, Magnoliopsida, Asparagales, Orchidaceae.